UACUUCCGUCACACAUUCACACUAACGUCAUCCAAAAUGGCGCAACCCAUAGAAGAUGUGAAAGGCUCGUCUUUUAUGGACCCCUUUAAAGGCAUUUUACUGUCCUACUUCAUGCCAGAGUCCUGCUACGACCAGUUUUUUCUCAACUUUAACUUCCUGGACGUACCAUGUCUGAAGGUUGUCGUGAGCAAAGCUCUGGGGAUGGGCAUCAUCCUGGGAUCAGUGAUGGUAAAGCUACCUCAGAUCAUAAAGCUGAUGGGAGCACGGAGCGCUGAGGGCCUGAGUCUGAACUCGGUGCUCUUGGAGCUAUUGGCCAUCACUGGAACGAUGGCCUACAGCAUCGCCAACAAGUUCCCCUUCAGUGCCUGGGGGGAGGCUCUGUUCCUCAUGCUGCAGACCGUCACCAUUGCCUUCCUCAUCCAGCACUACAGAGGAAGAACGAGCCGAGGUCUGCUCUUCCUGGUUGUGUAUGUGAUCUUGGUUCUGGUCCUCCUGUCUCCGGUCACUCCUAUGGUAGUGGUUACGUCCAUGCAGGCCUUUAACAUGCCGGCCAUCAUCACUGGGAGGCUAAUCCAGGCAGCCACCAACUUCCGCAACGGACACACUGGACAGCUCUCUGCCCUCUCCAUCUUCCUGCUCUUUGCUGGUUCUGUUGCACGGAUCUUCACCUCUCUGCAGGAGACGGGUGACUCUCUGAUGGCGCUGACCUACGUCAUCUCUUCCACCUGUAACGGGAUCAUCGCGCUGCAGGUUCUGUACUACUGGAACUGCAGCCCAGAGCAGCAGCAGAAGAAAAAGGAGUAAGAACCGAAGAUCCACUUGGAUCUGCUCUGUAACACUUGAUAGGACGAGACAGCUGUUUGAGAUGGUGGUGCCUCUGGUCCAGAACCAUCCAGGUCCUGUGGACUCAUCUACAUUCCUCUGAUCAGAAUCAUUAAAAGUUCUGACUGCAUCUGA
Nothobranchius furzeri (turquoise killifish) is the source of this 957-nucleotide messenger RNA. RefSeq names its product mannose-P-dolichol utilization defect 1b (gene mpdu1b). NCBI's taxonomy places the organism in Eukaryota, Metazoa, Chordata, Actinopteri, Cyprinodontiformes, Nothobranchiidae. Gene Ontology annotation, biological process: oligosaccharide biosynthetic process. The record is from RefSeq and is a predicted model, not a curated record.